CUCUCAGCUUUUUCUGUCCCCGAACCUUGUUUUGUUUGUGGGUUUUCUGCUUUCAUUUUCCCGAGAAAAUCUCGAGAAUGAAGGGGUUGGGAUUCGGGUUAUUUCGUUAAUUUUUGGGUUUUUGUUUGUGGGUUUUUUUUUUUUUCUUUUCGUUUUUUGAGUUUUGAUGAAAUGGAAGGUGGUGCUCACCGGAGGUUGUCACUUUUGGAGCAGAUGUCGGCGGUUGAUAAUGGCCGGAAUUCUCUCGCCGGCUUGACUCUCGAUGCGGUGUUGGGCGGUGGCAUCACCAAGCCGCAGCGGCAAGAACACCAGUCGAAUAAUAAUAAUCAUCAUAGCCGUACACUUCUUGAUGUUAUACGGGACGGGGAGCCGCAGAAUAGUAAGGACAAGAAAAGCUGGAAGAACUUCCGGGAAAAGCUCCGGCUGAAGCGGGCUGGUGCUGCUUGGACGUCCUCCGUUCCUAUCCCGACCUCGGAUAUCUCUAUCCCGAGUAACAGAUCCCAUCUCAACCGCCGAGGAUCGGUCAAUCGCAAUGACGAUUCCGACCCCCCGGGCGCCAUGUCCCGCCCGCAGUUCACUCGCCGGAGCUCUACAAGGUUUGGCGUAACCUCGUCAGACCACGAUGACCAAGCGGAUAUCGCCAUGCCGGGCGAAGGUCCGCCGUCACGGAGCUUCAGACCCCAAAUUUCGCGCCAUAAUUCAACUCGCUUACUCGGCUCUAACGACGACGACGACAGCCCGUCGGCAGGCCGCAGACUGGUGGAUGUAUUGACGGAGGAACGCGUAAUGUCAGCACGGGAUGCGGUGGCUGCCCAGGAAGCAGCAGAAGCAGAGGCAGCGGCAGCAGCAGCAGCAGCAGCAGCCGCCGCCGCAGCGGCUGCCGAGCAAGAGAACGAGGAGGACGAGGUAGAGCCGGUGAGAAUGUCAUUGAUGGACUUACUGGAGGAGAACGACAGGGAGUUGGGGCUGACGGGGUCUAGGUACACCAUGGGCGACGACGACGACGACGAUGAGGAGUACUAUGACGACGACGAUGCGGAGGAAGAGGAGGAAAACGGCGCGGGGGGGAUUGAAUACACGUGUUGCGUAUGCAUGGUGCGUCAUAAAGGUGCGGCAUUUAUCCCCUGCGGACAUACCUUCUGUAGGCUAUGUUCACGAGAGCUUUGGGUUCAGAGGGGAAAUUGUCCAGUUUGCAAUGGCUUCAUUCUGGAAAUUCUUGACAUUUUCUAAUUUUCUUCAAAAAAAUUAAAAAAAAAAAACCCAAGAAAUUGACAAUGUUAAAAUUAUGGAGCUAUUUUCUUCAUCUUUUAUUUUUCUUUUUGCAAUUUGGAGAUAUUGCUGUGUUUAAAAUUUGAGAUUGGUAAAUAAAAAUUAUUUUUAUUU
Molecule: messenger RNA, 1383 nt
Organism: Rubroshorea leprosula
Lineage: Eukaryota; Viridiplantae; Streptophyta; Magnoliopsida; Malvales; Dipterocarpaceae
Source: the annotation of a GenBank genome assembly